GAUGGCCUGAAUUUCAACAGGGGAGCAGAAAAUGAAACUGCAGUAACUGAGUUCAUCUUAGAGGGAUUCUCAGAGCUUGAUCAAAGACUGCAGCUGUUUCUCUCUCUAGUCCUUCUGCUCAUAUUCCUGACAACAGCAAUGGGGAACACAACCAUCAUUUUCCUUGUGUGUGUGGAUUGCCGCCUGCAAACCCCCAUGUACGCUUUCAUCAGCAAUCUGUCCUUCCUGGAAAUCUGGUUUAUAUCCUUCACAAGCAUCAAACUGUUUGUGAUCCUGAGUUCUGGCAGGAGAUCCAUCUCACUGGGCAGCUGCUUUGUCCAGUCCAAUUUCUAUUUUGCCCUGGGCUGUACAGAGUUUGCUCUACUGGUUGUCAUGUCCUUUGACCGCUAUGUUGCCAUCUGCCAGUCUUUGCUAGCUGCCAUCAUGAAGCCACAGCUCUGCAUUCACCUGGUGGUUGCUACUUGGGUCCUAGGCGUCACAGUCCUUCUUUCCUGUACUGUACACCUGCCAGCAGCCUCUGGGAGGAAAAAAGCUUUUAGUGCAUGCUCUUUCCAUCUCACCACCUUGGCCAUUGCAUAUGGGAGCUGCAUUGCUCUCUAUGUGUGUCCUUCCGAAGAUAUUUCCUUGGAGGCCAACAGAGUUGUAGCUUUGCUGAACACCGUCCU
Messenger RNA from Mesitornis unicolor (brown roatelo), 665 nucleotides. RefSeq names its product olfactory receptor 6F1-like. Gene Ontology annotation, molecular function: G protein-coupled receptor activity. Lineage: Eukaryota; Metazoa; Chordata; Aves; Mesitornithiformes; Mesitornithidae. Gene Ontology annotation, cellular component: membrane. The record is from RefSeq and is a predicted model, not a curated record. Gene Ontology annotation, biological process: G protein-coupled receptor signaling pathway.